This is a messenger RNA of Effrenium voratum, 2391 nucleotides long. The record is from the annotation of a GenBank genome assembly. Lineage: Eukaryota; Dinophyceae; Suessiales; Symbiodiniaceae.
AUGGCCGGCCCGCAGCUGCGGCGCGCGCAGACGGCGGCGGAGGCGACCGCGGCGCCGCCCCGGCUGUGCCGCACCUGGUCGGUACCAAGGCCCAGCCGCAGGACCGCCCCGGGUCUGUGCCUCGAACUGCCGUGGGGCCAGGUGUCGGCGCUGCCGUGCUUCCAUGCGCUGCGAGGCCAAGUGGAGGUCGUGGCAGAGGUGCUGCCGCAACUCCUGAGCAAAGAGGAGGUGGCGCAGGUCCAGUUCCGCUGCCACCGGGCCAAGUUCGCAGCUCCUCUGCUUGGGUUUGCGCUGCGCGAGGGAGCGGAUGGUGGCACCAUGCUCUUCUACGCGCGGCCGGACGGCGGCUUUGUGGCGGACCUCGAACACCUGGCCUGGCGUCAGCGGCUGCUGCUGGCGCACGGGGCCGCGGCGGCGCUGUGGAACCUCCACGCGCUGGGCUUCGGGUGUCGGGUGGCGCCGGAGCGCCUGGGCAUCAGCGAGGGCAGGGCCGCGCUGCUGGUGGGCCUCGAGCCGGCGCGCCAGGAGGACGUGGAGCAGCUCGGGCACUUGCUCGUGUUCCUCCUGACCCAGGGCACAGCAGCGGCGGCUCGCACUGCGAGCCGCGAGCUGCUGGCGGCGCUGGCGCGGAACGAGGGGGACGACAUCUUGGAGGGCCUACCCUGGCCCAGGGACGAGGCUCAGCUGCUCGCGCACCUGGCGGGCGUGUGCUUUCGCCAGGGCCCGCUGCAGCGGGUGGUGACGCUGCUGGCCGAGCGCCUGCGGAGCGAAGCUGCCGCUCCGGCGCCAGGCGCUUUGGCCCUGCGGAAGCCUCGUUGGGCGCUGCUGCGGCACGUGCUGCGGGCCUGCUGGGCCUUCCAGCAGGGCCUGGAUGCGCUGUGCUGCGUGUGUCUGGAGCGGCAGAGGAAGAGCUUGGGCCUGAUGUGCCCCACGAAUCACACGUAUCGCCUGUUGUGCGGCAGCUGCCUGGAGCCUUAUGUGUGCAGCCUGAUCGGCACCGCCGAGCUGCGGCGCAACAAAGGAGGCGUGGCCUGUCCAGCCUGCAGCGCUUCCAAGGGUGCGCAGGUCUUCUCCAAAGACCAGGUGCAGGACCGUCUGGUGGGCCAGGCGCUGCGGCGCUUUGUGGAGGCCACGAAGGAAGAGGAGGAGGACGACCUCGAAGACGACGAGGCUGAGCUCUCGGUGCUGGUGGAGGACCUGACGACAAGACGCGUGCGGGUGGUGACCCACUGCCGCACCUUUGAGUCGGAGGAGCCGCAGGUCUUGCGGCGUAGCAAGCAGGUGCUGCCGUACACCUGGCUCCGAUGCCAAAACGAAGAGGAGUUCUUCCAAUAUGAUCCGGCCACGAUGGGCCUGCGUCAACACAUGUCCUCCCGCCUGUUCUGCCUGCAGGUGGCGGAGCUGGUGACGCUGCGGUGCCCGUCCUGUGGCGCCUUUUUGGACCCGGACCCGGACGGCUGCGUUGCCAUGACCUGCCUGGCCUGCAACGAAGGAUUCUGCUGGGUCUGCUUCAGGGCGUGCGGGCAGGAUGCCCAUCCCCAUGCGCUGGAGGUGCACGGCACCUAUUUCCCUUGCCCUGCCUUCAUAACGGCGUGGCACCGGAAGCUGCGAUGGCAGAGCGUCCAGGAGGUCUUGCGCCAGCUGAUGGAGGACUCGCAAGCGUCAGCGCUGGCGGAGAGCCGGCCGCUCUUGAACGAUGUGCAGCUCUGGCCCUUCCCGGCCGAGGCGCCGGAGGCGCCGUUGGCGGCGCCUGACUGGGAUGGCGAGGAGGUGGAGGGAGCUGCGCCGCGACAAUUGCACCUCCACGAGGCUGCACGCUUCGGGCAGAUGGAGCGACUGCAAGAGUUGCUGGAGCAAAACGUGGAGGUGAACGAGCGGAACGAGCGGGGCAUGACGCCCCUGUGCUUCGCAGUCCAUGAGGGCCGCAGCGAGGCCAUCCGCUUGCUGUUGGCCCGCGCGGCGGAUCCCAACAUGGCGGACGACCAUGGGGUCACACCUUUGCACUAUGCCUGCCGGGAGCCGCCCUUCCCCAUCCUGGAGGACAUCCCAGGGCUCCUGCUGGGCUAUCCGGAAGUGGAGGCAAAUCGCCAGGACCACACGGGCAGCAGCGCUAUUGUGGUGGCUGCGGAGGUCGGCCGUGCGGAGGUGGUCCCCGCGCUGCUGAGGUGUGAGCGGCUGGACCCCAACUUGACGAACCACCAGAGCCGCACCGCGCUGCUGGUGGCGGCCGCCUUCGACCACACAGAGGUGGUGGCCCACCUGCUGGCAUCUCCCAGGGUGGAGGUGACGCGGCGCAGCGUGGAGGGCGAGACGCCUCUGCACCUGGCAGCGAAGCGGGGCGCGAAGGGCACCACGCAGCUGCUGCUGCAGCACCCGGGCACGGAGAGCUGA